UAAGCCUUGGAAUAUUUCUUGAAAAAUCCCCUUAGUUUUACAAGAUGACCAGGAUGUUGUUAAUUAGCCAAUCAUCAAAAGAAAUGGAAACCUUUUAAAAUAAGAAAUAUAGGGACAUUAAGUUUAUUCUGUUCAUAGCUUACGUUGGAUGUAAAGCUAUCAAUCUGAAAAAGAUUUCCACUUUGUACGUUCCAUCCUCCUACUCGGACACAGGGACACCCCUGUUCUCUCCAAAAGCUAAGUCAUCCGAACAGUUGGCUUAUGACACACAGAGUAAAUUUGUCUACGUCGUUGGAUCGUCAAAAUUAAACGUCAUAGACAUAAACGAUGUUGAAAAUCCUCAAAUAAUCUACCACAAAAUGAUGGGAGACUUUGAUCCGACUGAUGUGGAGUUCUGUGGAGAUCACGUCUUUGUCACACUGGACGAUAAUCAAGACAGUGAAAGGGGCCGGGUUGUUGUGUUCACAAAGUUUGACCCUAAAAAGAAAACAAUGGAUACUGUUCUUAAUAUCACAGUUGGACCUCUUCCGGAUAUGGUUCAGCCUUCGUCAGACUGUAGAACUGUGUUGAUAGCCUUAGAGGGAAAGGCAUUUGCAAGGAAUGGUGAAUUGGUCGACCCAGAGGGAGGAGUCGGGCUGCUGAAGUUCCAUGAUUUAUUGAUAUCUGCCUCCAAUUACUCCUAUAAAAGGCUAGAUUUCACCCGUUAUAACGACGGGUGGAACAGCUUGUCGAAGACUGGCGUUCGUUUCAUUUAUAAAGAACAAAACAACAAAUUUUCUCAAGAUUUAGAGCCAGAAUAUAUAUCAUUUAGCAAAGAUGAAAGGAAGGCUUAUAUUUGUCUUCAGGAAAAUAAUGCCAUAGCCGUGGUAGACUUGGGAACAGAAAACAUUACGGCUAUACAUGGACUUGGUUUCAAGAACUGGAGGAAUUCUAAGUUAGAUGCUAGCGAUAAAGACGGAGGGAUAAAUAUCAGACCGCUUCCUGUGUAUGGUAUGUACCAACCUGAUGCAAUCCAUGUAAUAAAAGUGAACGGUGAGGAAUACCUUGUUACAUCCAACGAAGGAGGUGGCAAAGACUACUCUGACUAUAUACUGAACGCUACUGGCUUCUCUGAGGAAAUCCGGGCCAGAGAUGUUUCUAUAUCAGAAAACUCAGAAAUUAAUCAAUGGAUGCUGCAGAACAACAUUAGUAACUUACUGGAUAAUUCAGUAUUAGGAAGGUUAGUGAUAACAACAGAAACCGGGAGGUUACCCGAUGGGUCUUUUGACAAAUUAUACACGUUUGGAGGAAGAGGAUUUUCUAUUUGGAAAGCAGACACAAUGGCCUUAGUGUAUGACAGUGGAAGUGACGUAGAAGAUACCCAUGCACAGGCAAGGCCGGACCUUUUUAACGCACAAUUAAAAGCCGGCAAAAAAAUUAAGAACACAAUCGAUUACCGUUCUGACAACAAGGGUCCUGAAAGCGAGAGUCUUGCUAUCGGUCAUGAUGGAGAUAAAAUCCUCAUUUUCGUUGGACACGAACGUCCAGGAUCUAUAAGUGUGUACUCAGUAAAUGGUGACAUCUCAUCUCCUAAGUUCGAAAGUGUGUUUUGGGAUAUUCCAAACUCAGAACAAACCUGGACUGAAGCUUUUGAACAGAGAAGCAUAAGUGUUAUAGACCCAGAAGAUUUAAAGUACAUAUCAGCGAAGGAAAGUCCAAAUGGUCGCCCUCUUCUGUUGGUAGCAGGUUCCGUUAGUGGAACUCUGUCGAUUCUGGAGGUCAUAGGAUUCAACAUGGUAUCAGCUACUGGGGCUGUAUGAUAAGAGGACUAAAUAAGUCCACAAAAGAUGUGGAUAUAUAUUGGAUAGCUGUCAUUCAUCUCGGCAUAGUAUGGGAUGAUAGCUUUCUAAAGUCCUAGUGAUGCAGAAAUACUACGUUCUAUUAAAUAUUAUUAUGUGUAUUGUUUAUCUAAAUUCAACAAAGUUUUAACAUUAUGUAUUCUGUUAUACGCCUUUCAAUUCAAUAUAAGAGAAUAGAAAAUAAAAUCAAAGAACGAAUU
This is a messenger RNA of Magallana angulata, 2038 nucleotides long. Its product is annotated as mesenchyme-specific cell surface glycoprotein-like. Gene Ontology annotation, molecular function: protein binding. The transcript is spliced from 13 exons. The coding region runs from base 360 to 1799 and encodes 479 amino acids. Lineage: Eukaryota; Metazoa; Mollusca; Bivalvia; Ostreida; Ostreidae. The record is from RefSeq and is a predicted model, not a curated record.